AUGAACGCUUCUCUGUCUGAAGAUGACUUGCAUAUUAUCCUGAGAAUGCAAAAGUGGAUUACAAAACCCUAUGUUGUUGAAUCCUCUGCCUCUGAAGAAGAGGAUUAUGAGGAUGAUGGUGAACAAAAUGGAUCAACCCCACCUCUGAUGCAAACUAUUGAGCCACUGAUCCAACUUGUGAUCUCUCCAAGAUCAGCGUCUCCUUCUCCUCAACCUGAGAAUGUUCCUCCUAUGCCAACACCUAUUCAGAAUGUUACAGUUUAUCAAGGGGAAUCCAACUCUAAUUUUGAAACAACUACGCUUUCUCAACUUUCUCUACAUGUGAAUAUAACUCGGUCCUUGGGAGAAAGGGUGACUAUAGUGGAAAAGGAUGUUACUGAUAUGAAGCGAUUUAUGGUCUUGGGUGAUGAUGAUGAUGAUAUGAUUAUUGAUGACACCCCACCAAACUCUUUAGAAACUAAUGACUAUGAAGGGUUUCUUGAGAUAGGAUUCAUGCCACAAGCUGAUGUUUCUGUUGUUCCUCUGAAUGUUGUCUACCCUGAAUCGUAUUUUGAGGGGGAGAUUCCUCAUGGAACUAAUAGUGACAUUGGGUAUGAUAAUGAUCAACUCAAUCCUCGAAAAAGGAAGGCUUCCUUAUCAGGGGAGCCCAUGACGCUGAAGCUGAAAGCUCUUCUACUACUGGGAGUAAGAGAAAUCACGAUAGAGAAUAAUGCAACUAUUCGAGAAAGAAAAGAAGUCGGAAAAGGAGAACGUCUAUUUGCCAAACUUGCUCAAGCUCUUGCUUCUGCUGAUGUUCAAAGCAUUAAUAAUCAAGUCAAGAAAAUUCAGAUCUUCAAUAAUGGUAUGGGCAAAAAAAAUAGGGUUUUAGAGCUGAAUGACAGGAUCAACAGAAAGAAGUUUGGAGAUGUUCUGACUCGUAGAACAAAUCCUGAUCCCAUCAUUAGGGUGAGAUACACCAAACCAAGGAACAAGUAUCUAAAGCUUCACUUGGUCAGGAAGAAUACUGAGUAUGAAUAUACUGAGGUUGUAUUUGCUCGUGAGCUAGUCAAAUUUGGCUACAACGAUUGGAUACAAAUUCAAGAAAUUAUCAAUAAACACAAAGGUAGUCAUGCUCAAGAAGUGACGUUAGCAAUUCAGCAGCUGCUCAAUAAAGUCAAGAAGCUUAAUCGUGUGCCAUCACUUGGUCCUUCUAGACCAUCUACCCCAGGAAGACCAUGUGCUCCUAGACAAUCCAAUAAUACUAAGUUUCUUCUUCUAUAUGGAACCCGCUACAUCAACAAUAAACUGCCAACGGGUGUUGAACCAAUUCAAUACAUGUUUAUUCGAGAACUAGAACAUAGCAUUUUCUAUCUUGACGGUCAAAAUUACAUGUGCUUUCAAUACACUGAUGAACUUCCCGCUGCUCCCACUAAACACUUAUUUCAUCUUCGCAUGGAAGGACUUAGUCAUUUUGAGCAUGAAAGAGAACAUUGUGUAUUGAUCUCCCUGGAGAUUAGUAAAAGAUUGGAAGAACUUAAAAAUGAUGAUUUCGAAUGGGUUAAACAUGAGAUCUUAAAAAAACCGAUAAGUUCUACAAAGGUUUUGAUGACUCUGAAGAAGAAUAUUAGUUUUGACAUCAUCAGAUAA
This is a messenger RNA of Lactuca saligna, 1626 nucleotides long. Lineage: Eukaryota; Viridiplantae; Streptophyta; Magnoliopsida; Asterales; Asteraceae. The record is from the annotation of a GenBank genome assembly.